ACGAGGAGCGUCUCCAAGAUCAUCGACGCGUCCUACGAGCGCGCCGUGUCGCUGCUCACCGAGCACCGCGACAAGCUCACCGCCCUGGCCGAGUCGCUGCUCGAGAAGGAGGUGAUCGGCUCGGACGACCUGAUCCGCGUGCUCGGCGAGCGGCCCUUUUCAAAGUCGGUCGACUACGAUGAGUUUGUCAACGCCUCGUGGAAGCGGAAGCUUGAGACGGCGGACGACGCGGGCGAGGACGCCGGAGGGGGCGGCGGCGGCGGGAGCGGCGGUGGCGGCGGCGAGGAGCUGCCGCCGGCACAGGCGGCCGCGUGAGGAGAGAGGACAGAGCUUUUGGAGGUGCGUGGCGGGAGGGCGGCGCGGCUGUGGUACGGGCGAGGCGCGGGUCGUCGGAGACCGCAUGUGACUGUACUGUUGUCGGUGGGCGUGCGCGCGCUGUGGGUGUUGCGGCGGUGUUGCAAGAGCGGGGAACCCGGGCCGGUGGCGAGAGGGGUGGGUGCGCUGACGGCACUGUGCUGUCCCGACCGCUCCCGCGUGAAGCCGGACUCUCACAACACACAGGCGUCAGGCCGCAUGUGCGCGGCGCGUGGUGUUGCGCUGAUAUAAUAAGUUGAACGGCACGAUACGAC
Messenger RNA from Emiliania huxleyi CCMP1516, 629 nucleotides. RefSeq lists its product as hypothetical. The annotation marks the transcript as partial. Lineage: Eukaryota; Haptophyta; Isochrysidales; Noelaerhabdaceae. The transcript has 2 exons. The record is from RefSeq and is a predicted model, not a curated record. Gene Ontology annotation, biological process: mitochondrial protein processing; protein-containing complex assembly. Gene Ontology annotation, cellular component: m-AAA complex. Gene Ontology annotation, molecular function: ATP-dependent peptidase activity; ATP binding; metalloendopeptidase activity.